Messenger RNA from Saccostrea cuccullata (small rock oyster), 1169 nucleotides. Its product is annotated as atrial natriuretic peptide receptor 2-like. The annotation marks the transcript as partial. Gene Ontology annotation, biological process: receptor guanylyl cyclase signaling pathway; protein phosphorylation; cGMP biosynthetic process. Lineage: Eukaryota; Metazoa; Mollusca; Bivalvia; Ostreida; Ostreidae. Gene Ontology annotation, cellular component: plasma membrane. The record is from RefSeq and is a predicted model, not a curated record. Gene Ontology annotation, molecular function: guanylate cyclase activity; peptide receptor activity; adenylate cyclase activity. The transcript has 9 exons.
UGGAUAAAACUACCCUGAUGAUAGGACUAGGAUUUUUGUUCAUCGUCAUAGUAUUCUGUAUUCUGUUUGCCAUAGGAUAUCACUUUCACAGAAAGAACCAUGCAUUAUACGAGAUGAAAUGGAAGAUAAAUUGGGAACAUGUUCAGCUAAAACUCACAGGAUCAACAAUGACGUUUGGAAGUUACAAAUCUGUUAAUACCUUUCAUGAUUCAACAAUCGAGCCGGAAAUUCUAUCCACCAGGACCAACGAGACAAAUCGACAAGUGUUCACUACUGUUGCUUUUUGUAGAGGAGUUAUUGUGGCUAUACGAAAAUUCGCAUUUUCUUCCAUUGACCUCAAUAAAGACAACCUCAUUGAAUUGAAACAGUUGCUGUCUUUACGACAUACAAAUGUUGCCACUUUCAUAGGCGCUUGUGUCGAUGUGGGAAAAAUAUCCGUGAUGAUGGAAUAUUGUCCUAAGGGAAGUUUACAGGAUAUUUUGCAAAACGAAAGCAUUGAAUUGGACUGGACGUUCAGAUGUUCUCUCAUCCAAGAUAUUAUAAUGGGAAUGAAUUACUUGCAUGGAAGUGACAUCAAAAUUCAUGGUCGAUUAAGCAGUGCUGCGUGUGUUGUUGACCAAAGAUUUUCAUUGAAAUUACGAUGUUAUGGUCCGAAGUGUUUCUAUGAAAAAGAGGCAAUAAAGAAAUCAUCAGUAAAUUACAAUAAACUUUUAUGGACAGCCCCUGAAAUACUGCGAUCGAAAUACUGGAACCCAGGAACACAGAAAGGGGAUGUAUACAGCUUUGGAAUUAUCCUCCAAGAGAUCGUGGACAGAGCUGCCCCAUUCGAUAGCCACGCUAUGAUUGCAGAUGAUAUUGUCCACAGAAUAACAAAUGUAGAGAGUCCACCAUUCCGACCACUGCUAAACGACAGAUAUUCAGAAAAAUUAAAUAUACUGAUGACAGAAUGUUGGUCCGAAAUCCCCGAUGAUAGACCUACAUUUGACGUCAUAAUCAAAAGAUUCAAAACAAUCUUUAGAGGUCGGAGUAACAAUAUAAUGGACAACCUGAUCAGAAGGAUGGAACAGUACGCCAACAAUCUAGAAGGACUUGUCGAGGAGAGAACAAAGGCGUACGUGGAGGAGAAACGAAAAGCAGAGAAUCUGUUAAAUCGAAUGCUCCCCAGGUGA